Saccostrea cuccullata (small rock oyster) is the source of this 3851-nucleotide messenger RNA. RefSeq names its product ATP-dependent DNA helicase Q5-like. Gene Ontology annotation, cellular component: chromosome; cytoplasm; nucleus. The transcript has 13 exons. Lineage: Eukaryota; Metazoa; Mollusca; Bivalvia; Ostreida; Ostreidae. The record is from RefSeq and is a predicted model, not a curated record. Gene Ontology annotation, biological process: double-strand break repair via homologous recombination. The coding region runs from base 23 to 2839 and encodes 938 amino acids. Gene Ontology annotation, molecular function: nucleic acid binding; 3'-5' DNA helicase activity; four-way junction helicase activity.
CACUGAUUGAUGGAUUGCACUGAUGGAGGAUAAAUUGUAUGAAGUUUUAAAAAGAGUGUUUAAACACAAAAACUUUAAGUCUGACUUGCAGAAAAAGGCUGUGAAAUGUGUGUUUGAAGGAAAACAUGAUGUUUUUGUUUCCAUGCCAACAGGGGCUGGAAAGUCCCUGUGCUAUCAGCUUCCAGCUGUUGCGUCGGCGGGGGUCACUCUGGUGGUCUCUCCACUCAUUGCUCUCAUGCAAGAUCAGCUGGAUCAUCUGGACCUCCUCAACAUCCGUGCAGAAACUAUCAACAGUAAGAUGACAGCCAAACAGAGAGCUAAAGUUGUGGCAGAUUUAAACAAAAGCAAACCAAACACCAGACUUCUGUACAUAACUCCCGAACAAGCCGCAUCAGAGGGGUGUAAAACAAUAGUAGAGGGACUCGUCAAAAGAAAAAUUCUGAAGUAUUUCAUCAUAGACGAAGCUCAUUGUGUGUCACAGUGGGGACAUGACUUCAGACCUGACUAUCUAAAGCUUGGUUCUUUCAGAAAAAUAAUGCCUAACGUACCAUGUGUGGCAUUAACUGCUACUGCCACAGCGCGGACAGUAGAAGACAUUAUCCAGCAGUUAAAACUCAAAGAACCUGUAGCUAAGUUCAAAAGUAGCUGUUUUAGGUCAAACAUCUAUUAUGAUGUUGUAAUGAAAGAUGUUGUCCAUGACCCUUAUGAAGAUUUGAUGAAAUUUGCACUGACAGCACUGAAAAGAGAAUCCUUCAGCAAGGAAGAGAAUUCUUUCAUAGAAAAUUGGACAGAAUUUGGUUGUGGUAUUGUCUACUGUCGAACAAGAGAUGCCUGUGCAGAAGUGGCAUCUCACCUGACCAGAAAGGGUGUAUUAACCAAGCCAUACCAUGCCGGCCUGAAAGCUGAUGUCAGAGAAACGGUACAAACAGACUGGAUGGAGGGCAAGUUUCCUGUGAUGGCCGCUACCAUCAGCUUUGGAAUGGGGAUAGACAAACCUAAUGUUAGAUUUGUUGCUCACUGGACAAUACCCAAGUCAAUGUCGGGCUACUAUCAGGAAUCAGGACGAGCGGGGAGGGACGGGGCCCAGUCUUACUGCAGGAUGUAUUACUCCAGACGAGAGAGGGAUACAGUGGCAUUCCUUAUCAAUCAGGAAAACUCUAGAUAUACAAAAAAUGCAGAAGCUCAAAAAAUAAGGAAGAAGGCUGCCGAGAGUGGUUUUGAUGCUGUGGUUAAAUAUUGUGAGAGCUUAAGUUGCAGGCAUUGGUCCAUAUCCAAGUACUUUGGAGAUGAGAAGCCAGACUGUAAUAAUUCCUGUGAUCACUGUACAGAACCAAAGAAGGUAGAGAAAGCCAUGGAGGACCUACAGAGGUGUGCUUAUGGCAGUAUGAAGAAGGGGGUCCCUGGAGGGGCAAUUUACACUGUGUCAGAGGAUGAUGAGGAAAUGUACGAGGGAGGAAGGAGAGGCGCCAAGAGGGAUUAUGAUGAGUAUGGAGAUGAGGAAUAUUCUGAGUAUCACCAGGACCAAAUGGAACGUGAAACAGAACAGAGACAGAGGAGUGCACUCAUAGCAAAGGAAUUCCAAAAACGAAAAAGGAGCGGUGGUGAUGAGGUGAAACAGACAGAAGAAUUUGUUCCCCCCGCUGAGGACUGCCCCCUGAGAGACCCGGCAAGUCAGCGCAUUCCUAAACUCACUGUCAAGAUAAGAGAACACUGCCUGGGAAUGAUAGAAGAGGCCUUGAAGAAUAACUACAUUGGAUACUAUGUAGAUAUACCAACAAAACUGGCUGCAUCUGACUACAUUCCUAAGACCUGUGCCAUUGACAUUGAAUAUGAUGUGCUGAAGGCUAACAAGUUGGCCAAUGUGUAUAAAGCCUCAAUUAUGAAGACCAUUAAUGACAUUAAGAAGUGCACAGGUUCAAAAGAACUUCACAGUUGUCUGGUUCCUAGAAAUGAGAACCAGAAUAACUGUGAUGACCUAGUUAGUGAGACACCAGACAAGACGGCAAUGCAAGGCUCCCCAACACCAGAAUCCUGUAUCUUCUAUGACCCAGUGGAAAAGGACUAUCCAGAAUUAGGCUCAACAUUUGUCAAAGCAAGUUCUCUAAUGAAGAGCAGUUCACCAUCAUCUUCAUUGCCAAAUCUUUCAAAUCCGUACUCUGCUACUAAUUAUACAACAAAUGGAAUUUCUUGUAAAUCUGAAAAUGGCAAGACUUCUAGUCCUGUACCAGAUGGAAAAGAGCCUAACGACUCUACAAAAUUUAGUACUCAGUUUCUUAAAGCAAGUGAAUUAGUUAACAAUAGUAAUGUUUUCAAUAACAAUAAAAGCAAGUCAUCAUCUUCCAUUCCCAAGGCAUUUAACAAGCCACCUGUCCCCAAAAUAACUUAUUUCUUUGAACGGGCCAAGAAAUCAGAAGAAAAGGAUAUUAUAAAUAAUGCUCACCAGGAAACAUCAGAAAAUGUUGUUAAACCAAGUGUCACUUCUGGUGCUAAAGCUAGUGAGAAGAAGUUCUCCCAGAAAGACUUAAAAAGACAUGCCAGUCCAGGAGAAGAGGCAACUCAAGAAGUCAAAAGAAAAAAGCUUGACAAACCUCUUUCGUCAAGCAGCCAUGUCAAACAGACAGCUGAUCUGGUGGUGCGAUACUUAUCUCCAUAUUACAAGGACGGGCACAUUGUCUCUAAGGACAUCUUCAAAACUAUGGCCAGGAUGCUGUCUCACAAGGUGCAGUCUGUAUCUGGUACUGAAGAUCAGGCAAAACAAGAAUGUAAACGCUUGAUAAAAGAAAUUUUUGCCAAACAUCCCAGAAUAACAUCUACAGAGGAAUUUGAUGGCUGGAAAUGAACUUAAGACAUUGUGUGUUCAAACUGAGUGAAUCUACUUAAGCAAGCAGACUGUUCUGAUUUACAUAAGAAUUCUUCUUCUGGUUUUAGUCUUGGCCAUCUUGCAGACAUAUUUUUUGCAUUAUUUCUGUAUUGCACUCCAAAAUAUGGAUUGAUUAUUUAUUUGAAAUCAUGUCUUAGAACUAUUUUAUAUCUGUUUGGUAUCAUUCUUAUUUGGCUCUAGGUCUUAUUUAAAAAAAAAAACGUAAGUAGCAGGGAGCUAAUGUAGUGAAUAUGUCCGAAAAAUAUCUUCAAGUUAUUAUUAAGAUUUUUUGGUCUCUUUCUGAUGGAUAAUUUUUCGGAUGUUUUGUGGUUAUUAGAUCAACUAAUAAAAUUUGUUCAAAUAAAUGAUCAUGUCCCUUUCAAUAGGACAACUAGACAAGGUGAGGACAAGGUUUCUUGUGUGGAUUGGACAGUACAAUUUAUUAUGUUUAAAUGACUUUAAUGUAAGCUCUGAUGCAAAUGUACUUGAAUCUGUCUAUUAUUUGCAUAUGUGUGUAUGUAAGCAUAUUCAGUUUAUUCACAGAAAUUAAGUGAAGGUCAUUUUAUCUUCCUCUGAUUUUUUAUUGUAUUCAAGACAUUUUCUCCUUUGUGUUCCAGUAUUCUGUCAUUUUAUAUUCAGGGUUAGUGUAGUCAUUGGCUGCUUUGAGUUUGUCCUUUGGAUGAUAAAGGUCCUGCCAAAACUUUUUUUUUAAUUUUACAUGUUUUUAUUAAUUUCUCUUGUUAGAAUAACUGCAUGCAGUCAAUUUUCUAAUUGAACAUUUAUGUGCCAGAUAAAAACCCAAUGUUUAACAUGAGGACUGUGAUAUCACCUGUAUAUGACCACUGAUAUGCUUUUUUGUGGUAGAAAAUGUAAAUAAUUUUAAGUUGUUUUAUUAUUUAAUUUUAUAAAUGUUGAAAUGUUCUGUUUUGUGAUUGUAAUUUACACAAGAAGGAUCAGACAGCCCUAUAUAAUAAAGGAGAUGGAACAUUGA